Arthroderma uncinatum is the source of this 17643-nucleotide messenger RNA. RefSeq names its product Dynein heavy chain, domain-1. Gene Ontology annotation, molecular function: ATP binding; minus-end-directed microtubule motor activity; dynein intermediate chain binding. Gene Ontology annotation, cellular component: dynein complex. The transcript is spliced from 19 exons. Bases 1 to 17643 code for a protein of 5880 amino acids. Gene Ontology annotation, biological process: microtubule-based movement; RNA processing. Lineage: Eukaryota; Fungi; Ascomycota; Eurotiomycetes; Onygenales; Arthrodermataceae. The record is from RefSeq and is a predicted model, not a curated record.
AUGGUGUGCUAUACAGAUAAUAAUGCGGGCAUGGCAGAUAAUGUCAACAUUUUGAAUGGGGAUAGCGUCAAGGUUCCUGAAAAUAUACGCACCCCUGAACCUGUUGUUGAAAAUGGAUCUGGCGAUUCAGCUAGCUCUGAGAUUGAAGAUGAAGUCGAGGAGCGGAGUAAAGCUUCCUCAAGCCGUAAACGGCGAGUCCUCGAUUGCAAAUUCAAGGCCUUGUUAUCAAAACGCGCUGAAGCUGUUACAGCAGAUGAUAUUAAGGCUGUGAUAAAGGCCACAGAUGAUACACAACUAUCAAUGACAAAUCUAAUUGCCAAACAGGACUACGCCUCCAUCAUUCAUGAUCCCCGUGAAUACCAGCUGGAGCUCUUCGAGAAGGCAAAGGAGAGAAAUACGAUUGCUGUCCUCGAGACUGGGUCUGGCAAAACGCUGAUAGCGGUUCUUCUUCUCAAGCAUGUACUAGAGCAGGAAUUGACAGAUCGCAGCAUUGGAAGACCGCAUCGCAUCUCGUUUUUCCUGGUCGAUAGUGUUACACUCGUUUAUCAACAGGCGGCAGUGCUGCAAAAUAAUAUACCCCAUAAAAUAGACAAAUUUUGUGGUGCAAUGCAGACUGAUCUAUGGAACAAGGAGACUUGGGAGGGCCAUUUCGAGAGAAAUAUGGUAAUUGUAUGCACUGCCGAAGUGCUUCAUCAAUGCCUGUUGCAUUCUUUCAUCCGAAUGGACCAAAUCAACCUGUUGAUCUUUGACGAGGCUCAUCAUGCCAAAAAAGAACACCCUUAUGCGAGGAUUAUAAAGGAUUUUUAUAUGAGAGGGUCGGGGAAGAGGCCAAAGAUAUUUGGAAUGACAGCAUCUCCAGUGGAUGCAAAAGUUGACGUUGUGAACGCCGCAAAAACCCUCGAGACUAUGCUUGAUAGCCAGAUUGCCACUGCCUCAAACCUUUCACUCCUGCGACAUUCUGUGGCGAGACCAAAUGAAGAGACUUGGGAGUACGAUUGGCUUGAGUCGCCUUUUAAGACACCGCUGCAUAGUCAGCUUCGUCAACAGUUUGGUGAUAUUAAAGCGCUGGAGAAAAUAUUUAAAUUCUCAUAUGAGACAUCCUCUACUUUAGGAAGCUGGUGCUCUGACUGGGUAUGGAGCUACUGUUUAAGUGAAGAAACAUUGCCAAAGCUAGAAGCCCGAUCACGCCGGCCAAUAUUGCGAAAUUUGCCUAGUGAUCCCUCUAGCGAGACUAUACCUGAGAGAAUACGUGCUGCUGGAGCUUUGAUUCGCGACCAUAAGUUUGGCGACCCAGUUGCCAAUCCAGAACUUCUAAGCCAUAAGGUUCGGGUACUGCAAGAGGAGUUGCUGCGGCGGUUCAAAGAAAAUCCAGAUACCAGAUGCAUUGUGUUUACAGCACAGCGCCAUACAGCAAGGGUUCUAAGAGAUUUAUUUAAGAAAAUUGGAUCACAGUACAUUCGACCAAAUCUAUUGGUUGGUGUUCGGUCUGGGGGUGACAGAUGUGGGUUGGAUAUCUCCUUCCGUGAACAAUUUUUAAAUGUGAUAGCAUUUAGAAAGGGAGAGAUUAAUCUACUGUUUGCUACAUCUGUUGCCGAGGAGGGGCUUGAUAUUCAAGAUUGCAAUCUCAUUGUUCGGUUCGAUCUUUACUCUACUCUCAUUCAGUAUAUUCAAAGCAGAGGUAGAGCGAGACAUACAGACUCGACAUUUGUGCACAUGGUGGAGCGUAAUAAUUUAAUCCAUGAAUCUGCGGUCGAAGAAGUCCGCCGUGCAGAGGAAGUCAUGGCCCGAUUUUGCAGGUCCCUACCAGAGGAUAGACUGCUAAAAGGACUCGGAGACGUUUCGAUUAUGGACAAAGAGCGGCAGCGGAAGACUUACACGAUCAAAAGUACAGGCGCCAAGUUAACCUACCCUUCGUCACUCGCCGUACUUGCACACUAUGCUAGCACGCUGCAAUAUGAAAAGGAGCUCUCUGCCCAGGUCAGUUACGUGAUUCACCCUAAAGAUGGUGCGUUCAUCUGCGAGGCCAUCCUCCCUGAAAAGUCACCAGUACGCGGAUGUACUGGUAAGUCUGCCUCACAGAAGAUUCUUGCGAAACAGUCAGCCGCCUUCGAAACAUGUCUUGUCCUUCGGAAAAACGGGUUGCUUGAUGAGUAUUUCAUUUCGACAUACCAUAAACGAUUACCAGCAAUGAGAAAUGCGCGCCUGGCUAUCACGUCAAAGAAAAGCAACCAGUAUAGAAUGAAAUCGAAGCCCGCGGCAUGGGAGACAGAUCGUGGUGUCACUCCAAGCAUCUUGUUUGGUACGGUCCUCUCACUCUCAAAUUCUGAGAACCUACAGAAAGAUUACCAUCCGCUUGUGCUCUUAACGAGAGUGCCUAUGCCAAAUUUCCCCUCCUUUCCUCUAUACCUAGAACAAAAUAAGGUGUGCGCAGGCAGCAGCAUGAGACUCGAACCGGGGCUCAACGCCUCACCCGAGGAGCUAGAUCUUCUUACUAAGUUCACAUUUCGGAUUUUCCAGGAUGUCUUUCAUAAAAUUUAUGAAGAGGACUCAUCUUUGGUAUCUUACUGGCUUGCCCCUGCAAAACGGGAUUUUAGAGCACAGCUCCCAAACCCUAACCCUGCCGACAUAAUUGACUGGCAAAUGCUACAAUAUAUCCGGGACACUGAAGAGCUUAAAUGGUCACCUGGGAUGCCGGACGACUUUCUAGCAAAUCGGUUCCUGGUGGAUAAAUGGGACGGGAGGUAUCGCUACUUUUCGUUCGAAGUAGACCCAACCCGACGACCCACAGAUCCAAUUCCAGAAACCAUGGCUUACCGCAGACAUAAAGACAAUCUCAUGAACUACUGUCUUAGUUUGUAUAAGAAAACGAGUGUUAAAUUUUUAGAAAAGUGCAACUGGGACCAGCCUGUCCUGCAUGCAGAACUCGUUAAGCUCCGCCGAAACUUCCUGGAUAGGGAUGAAAAUAAACAAGAACCCCCUGUGGACUAUUAUGUCUGCCCAGAGCCAUUAAAAAUUUCUUCGAUUCCUGCACCUGUCGCUGCCUUUGCUUUUGUAUUCCCAGCGAUGAUUAGCCGAAUAGAAUCAUUCCUCAUUGCACUGGAAGCGUGUGAAAAGCUGCAACUGCAAAUAAACCCUGAACUCGCCCUUGAGGCGUUGACCAAGGACUCGGACAACAUGGAAGAGCAUCGCCUGGAACAAAUUCAAUUCCAACGAGGAAUGGGAAAGAAUUAUGAACGGCUUGAGUUCCUAGGAGAUUGCUUUUUAAAGAUGGCAACGUCGAUUUCGCUCUUCGCUAUGAAUCCAGACAAUAAUGAAUAUGACUUUCACGUCAAACGAAUGCUUCUGAUCUGUAACCAGAACCUAUUCAACAAUGCAAUACCCUUGGAAAUUUUCAAAUUUAUCCGCAGCAGAUCGUUUUCACGAAGAGCAUGGUACCCAGAGGGCCUAACACUCCUUAAAGGCAAAGCUCCAAAAGAGGAACCCUCCGGACCAAUGCAUGCACUUGCCGAUAAAACCAUUGCUGAUGUUUGUGAAGCUCUAAUCGGAGCAUCGCUUUUGGCCGGUGGUCCAGUUCACAAAUUCGAUAUGGCCACGAAAGCUGUUACGAUCUUUGUUCACAGCGAUAAUCAUUGCGUGGAGAGUUGGGCUGGCUACUCGGCGCUUUACGCUUUGCCGGCUUAUCAAACGGCUAUUGCAAGUGCUUCUGAGAUUGACGUUGCGAAUCAGAUCGAGACAAAGCUGGGCUAUCAUUUCAAAUACCCAAAACUCUUGCGGUCCGCAUUCAUGCACUCUUCGUAUCCGUCUCAAUGGGCGAACGUGCCUUGUUACCAACGCUUGGAGUUUCUGGGCGACUCGUUGCUUGAUAUGGUCUGCGUAAACCACCUAUUUUCACGAUACCCAGAUAAGGAUCCCCAGUGGCUCACGGAGCAUAAGAUGGCGAUGGUAUCCAACAAGUUCCUUGGUUCAGUCGCAGUAAGCCUUAAUCUUCAUGUGCACCUUAUCUACUACGAUAGCCCGAUCCAAGGCCAAAUUACCGCGUACGCCGAAGAACUGGAGGCCAUGAAGAUACGAAUGGGGGGCAACCUCGAGGCCUGGACGUAUACGAAUGAACCACCCAAGUGUUUGCCGGAUAUCGUCGAAGCAUACCUUGGGGCAAUAUUCGUGGAUUCAAAUUUCAACUUUGAUGUCGUUGAGGACUUUUUCAAGCGAUUUAUUCAACAUUACUUUGAAGACAUGACUGUAUACGACACGUUCGCCAACAAACAUCCGAUUACAUUCCUGCACACGAGACUCGCAGUAGAUUUUGGGUGCACGUUCUAUGCAUUGAAAGCAGAUGAAAUUCCCUCUAUUGACGAGUUCACCACACGCGCCCUGGCCGCAGUCUUUGUACACAAUGAUAUUGUUGCUGAAGGACUGGCAUCGUCUCCCCGCUACGCCAAACUGAAGGCGAGCCAGAAUGCCCUCAAGGUGUUGUCCGAGCUGACCGCGACGGAGUUCCGAGCACAGUACAAAUGUGACUGCCGUGAGAAACAGGAACAGGAAGCAGAUGAGAUCCUUGAGGAGCGCCAGGUCACGUACUAUAAGUUUACGAGCAUGGAGGUCGCCUCUCCAGGAGCGUCGAAUGGCCUCCCCUCGCCGACGGCCUCGAUGACUGUUGACCCAGAGGUUGUGCUUCACUACCUAGCGGACGUCAUUCAAGGAACACUCGGGGCUUUGAGAAGGGACCUUGAAAGUACAGGAGGUCUACUAUCACAAGCAAAGUACUCCGAGACUCUCCAGAGAUGCGGACGCUUCGCCUCUGAGGCACAGAUAGCUCUUUAUGCACAUAAAGAUGCUAUUGGAACGGAACAGACGAACGGAACAGAGGAUGACUCUUUAGCGGUACAUCAUCCUCAAUAUGUCUACACUCUCAGCUCGGAGUUGUCCAUAUCGCCGACCACAACGGCGGCCAUGGCAUUCUUCAAGCCAGGGCAGCCCAUCGAUCCAGCCAUCCCUCUCUACUCUCAGAUCCAGGUCCUUACACUUCCAGGAUUCUCCUCAUUAAACAAUUCGACAAACUCACAGGGGCCACCGGUUUCACCGUACGAGAUUAUAUACUCUUUCGUCCACCAUGGGCUGUCGCCGUACUACGAAGCAUGUACUCGUGGGCAUGACGGCACUCAAGGUACAAAAGGUAGAAAUGACACCGACUCUAAGACUGGAGAGGUUCGCGCAAAACAGAAGUUUGCAGAGCUGGAGCUUGCUUUGUCACAUCUUCAACAGAACAUCGAAAUACCUGCGCUGAGCCUGCCAUUGCACGAGAUCGUCCAGGCCGCCUUAGACGAAGCCCAAGCCCGGGGCCUUGAACCUUCAGUCGAACUGGUUCCCCCGACCGUCCUAGACAACCAUGUUGUUAUCAACAGUAUACAAAACAACGUGAAUGGGUGGAUAAAAUCGAUUCAAGGUAUCACGAAAAUGUCCCGAGACCCUGAUAGCGGUUCUGCAGUUCAGGAGAUAAAUUUCUGGCUAUCCAUGGAGUCUGCCCUCGAGGGUAUCGAGACCGCCCUGCGUGACGACGGAGUACUGCUUACUAUGGAAGUUCUUCGGCACGCGAAGCGAUAUUCAACUACGCUCAGUUUUUCGGCAGACACUGGUUUGAAGGAAGCCAUGGAAACGGUGCAGAAAUACAACCAGCUUCUCCGUGAUUUCCCUCUCGAUGAACUAGAGUCAGCAACAUCAAUCCAGAAAGUACAGGAAGCUCUGAACCUCAUAUUCUCUCACUUGAACAAGAAGCUUCGCAUCUGUCCAUAUCCGAUCAAACGUGCCCUAUCUCUCGUUGCGGCGAUUUCUGGAGACCUGGACCGGACAAUCCAUAAACUGAUUCCUGGGCGAAGCAUAAUGCACUAUGAUUAUACGGAAUUCCACUCGCUCAUGCGCGCCGCCCAGAUCGUCUGGCGAACCUGGGACGAGAAUAUCAAAGAGUUUACCAACGUUGCCCGUGAUGCUAUGAGAAGACGCAAUGAGAAGUUUAUUCCCAUUAAGGUUAAACCAAAACAUGCAGAAACCCAGGACCGACUGAAGUUUAUCAACACAUUCCGCACAAACCACGAACAGCUCCAGCGAACUAUUAUAAAUGUUCUCGGCUCUAAAUCGAACCAAGGAGCUGCGUCGCUUUCUGCUGGAGCUGAUAAUUCGACAGCCCUGGAAGAGUUUGGUGAUGUGGAUGCCGUGGAACAAGUUACUCAAGCGUAUAAUGCGCUGAAGGAUGUGGACGUUCUCGACGUCAGCCCAGAAGGAACCCAGGCAUGGAUCCAGGCGGAAUCUGCUUACAACGAGCGCACUUCCCGCGUCGAAAAUUUGAUGAUUGCCCGGCUCCGUGACAAACUUGCUACAGCUCAGAAUGCAAACGAAAAAUUCCGAGUCUUUUCUAAAUUUAAUGCAUUGCUCGUACGGCCGAAGAUUAGAAGCGCAAUUGGUGAGUAUCAGACCAAGCUCAUCGACAACGUAAAGCAGGAUAUCGCGGCAUUGCACGAACGAUUCAAGCAGCAGUAUGGCCACUCAGAAGCCCACGCAAUGGCACAGCUUCGAGAUCUGCCACCUGUUUCAGGAGCCAUUAUCUGGGCCCGGCAGAUCGAACGACAACUGGAUGGCUACAUGCGAAAAGUCGAAGACGUCCUUGGUGAAGACUGGGAUCUCCAUGCAGAUGGACAGAAAUUGCAAGCUGAAAGUAACAUGUUUCGCAAAAAAUUGGACACUCGACCGGUAUUCCAAGCCUGGGUACAGGACGUUAAACGACGAAACAUUGCUAUAUCUGGCCGAUUGUUCAUUAUCUCUCGCAAUCGAGCGGCUGGAAACUCGCUCGAAUUAGCAGUUAACUUCGAUGCACAAAUCAUUGCUCUGUUCAAGGAGGUCCGGAAUCUCGUUUGGCUUAACUUUCAAAUCCCACAUGCCAUCACUAGCGUAUCGAAGGAGGCCAAACGUGUCUAUCCGUUUGCGAUUAGUUUGAUGGAGAGUGUGCGAACUCUCCAUCAGACGAUCAGAACUAUCGCGUCUAUGUCACAGUCUGCAAUUCUGCUCAACGGUUAUAAAAACGACGUCCAGGCGCUGAUAGUAAAGGGCCUUCCCCUCCGUUGGGAAUCAUUCAUCCAUUCAUAUGAGAUACACGUCAAGCAAGGCCUUGCGAAUGGAUCAGCGGACCCCUCUGUUGGAUCUGGUCGUGGCGAAAGCAAGCAUGUUCAAUUUGUUCGCGAAUUCGCAAUCUCUACUUCCGUAUUGCAAUCGAAGACUGCUACGCUGACGACUAUGGAUGAUGAGAUUCAGAAAGCUAUCCUCACCCUCAAGACCUGUCCUUAUGACGUGGCUGUCUUCCGCGAACGCAUUGAUAAGAUUCAAAUCGCCAUUGAUAAACUCAAUCUCGAGAACUAUGCGAAUCUCGGAUACUGGGUUGCGCACCUAAACAACAAAAUUGAAACGAUUCUCCAAGACCGGCUACGACGUGCACUUAGACGCUGGAUUGCAUCCUUCCAACACGCCGGGGAUGAGCAACCCACCGCUUCCCCCACCACAGAGACUGAUGGCACUGGAGAGGAGCUGGAUACCUCGUAUAUCCAGUUCCCGAAAUCACUCCACGAGAUUUCAAUGAAAAACCAAGUCAUGCAUCUGGACCCACCGCUAGAAUAUGCUAGAGCUUCGUGGUUCGCGCAAUUCGAUGAAUGGGUUGGCGUUCUCUGUAACUUGGAAAAAAUCAAGUCCUCUCGGUAUAAGAUGUCAAUUCAUGCUGACAAUGGCUCUUAUUCAGAGACCCAUUUCUCUGCCAUCCCUCAAUAUUGCUCUGAGGAAUUGAGUGAAGUGUACUCGCUUGUGGAAACACGAUUGGAGGAAAUCUCAGAGUACGUAGAUAAAUGGCUCCAGUUCCAGUCGCUAUGGGAUCUUCAAUCAUCCCAUGUCUAUGACAUUCUUGGCGAGGACCUAUCUCAGUGGUUGCAACUUCUGCAUGAGAUUCGCAAAAGCCGUGGAACAUUCGAUACCUCUGAGGUCCGCCGAUCGUUUGGAAAUGUUCGCAUAGAUUACGAGCAAGUCCAGACCAAAGUCAACGCAAAAUACGACCAAUGGCAAAAAGAGAUUCUGCUUAAGUUUGCAGGAAAGCUUGGAACCCGUAUGCGGGAUGUGCAUGCUGAACUUGAGGCUGCACGUCGAGACCUUGAGGGCCAAUCGCUAGAAGCCUCUUCUACCGCCCAAGCCGUUUCAUUUAUCACUAUUGUUCAACAAUGCAAGCGAAAAGCGAAGCUUUGGGAACCUGAGAUCGACCUAUUCUUGCAAGGCCAAGCUACCCUCAUUCGUCAACGUUACCAGGCUCCUAACGACUGGCUACCCGCCGAUCGGGUCUCUGGGGAAUGGGAUGCUCUAAACGAAAUAUUAGAACGCCGAAGUAAAACCGUGCAGGACCAGACUGAUGCUCUAAGAGCAAAGAUAUCUGCGGAAGAUAGGGUUAUCAAUGAGAAGAUUGCCGAAGCUGUCAACCAGUGGAACGAAGAGAAGCCUGUCUCCGGAUCGACGCCUCCAGAGGAUGCAUCUGCUACACUCAGUUAUUUCCAGUCCCGCCUCGAGAAGCUGCAAUCGGAAUCAGAGAUGGUGUCCAAAGCAAAGGAAGCCCUUGACCUUCCUAGCAGCCCCGAAACUGCACUUGCUGCUAUACUUGAGGAAGUGCAAGAUUUCAUGGCUGUAUGGGCUGCUCUAUCUACAAUCUGGAAGAGCUUAAACGAACUACGGGAUACGUUGUGGAAUAGCAUCCAACCGCGUAAACUUCGUCAGUCUCUCGAUGGGCUGAUCAAGAUGACCAAGGAAAUGCCCAGCCGAAUGCGCCAAUACGCUGCUUUCGAACAUAUCCAGAAUGUGCUCCGCGGCUUCCUAAAAGUUAACCCGUUGCUGUCCGACAUGAAAUCUGAGGCCGUUCGUGAGCGCCAUUGGCAAAAGAUUUUCAAGGCCCUCAAACCCGGCAAGCGUUUCUCACAGAUAUCGAUGACCCUUGGGGAUGUUUGGGAUCUACAACUUGGGCCUAGCGAAACCGUAAUUCGAGAAAUCAUUACACAGGCCCAAGGAGAGAUGGCAUUGGAAGAGUUCUUGCGAAGUGUUCGUGAAACCUGGCAGAGCUACACUUUGGACCUUGUCAACUAUCAAAAUAAAUGUCGCCUGAUACGUGGGUUUGACGAUUUGUUUGCUAAGUGCAGUGAAAAUUUGAACUCUCUUCAGGCUAUGAGACACUCUCCCUACUUCAAGGAAUUUGAAGAAGAAGCCACAACGUGGGAAGACAAACUCACCAGGGUACACGUCCUCUUCGAUGUGUGGAUUGACGUCCAGAGACAAUGGGUAUACCUGGAAGGUGUCUUUACUGGGAACGCAGACAUCAAGCAUCUCUUGCCCCUUGAAUCUGGAAGGUUUCAAAACAUCAACUCUGAGUUCUUCGCAGUUAUGAAAAAGGUCUAUAAAUCACCUCUCAUUCUAGAUGUUCUCGCCAUCACGGGUGUUCAGAAGUCGCUUGAAAGGUUAGCCGAGCUACUCCAUAAGAUUCAAAAGGCGCUGGGUGAAUAUUUAGAAAAGGAACGUGUAUCAUUCCCACGUUUCUACUUCGUCGGAGAUGAGGAUCUUCUUGAAAUAAUUGGUAAUAGCAACGACACUCUCCGAGUUGCGAAGCAUUUCAAGAAGAUGUUUGCUGGGCUUUCUGGCCUUCUAAUUGACGAUGAUGGAAACAUCAUCGGAGUCAGUUCGAAAGAGGGAGAGGAAGUCAUGCUCAAACGUGAGGUCUCGCUGGUGAAGACGCCAAGAAUAAACGACUGGCUUACAGCCUUGGACAACAACAUGAAAUCGACAUUGGCCGAACUACUAACGGAGGCAAUUGAACAGUUUGAGCCCAUCUAUAGCGGCCCAGAAGUUGAUCCUACUGCUUUCCAACACUACAUCGCCAAUUACCCAGCUCAAAUAGUAGUGUUGGGUAGCCAGGUAGUCUGGACUAACGCUGUCCAGAAAGUCCUUGAAGCUGGCGGCGAUGGACUAUCGGCAUUAUAUGAUGCUGAAGUGAGAGUCCUUGAUCUUCUUGCCCUUACUGUCCUUGGUGAUUUAGAUCCCAUCACACGCAAGAAAUGCGAGCAUUUGAUUACCGAAUUUGUUCACCAAAGAGAUGCAAUCGCAAACCUAAUGAAACUUAACGCUUCUUCUCCAACUCAUUACCUAUGGCUGCUGCAAAUGCGAUACGUCUACCAGCCGACUGGCGAUUUCUUGCAACGUCUCCACGUUCACAUGGCGAAUGCGAAGUUGAGCUACGGAUUUGAAUACCUAGGUGUUCCUGAACGCCUCGUCCGAACCCCACUGACGGAUCGAUGCUUCUUGACCCUUACACAAGCAUUAUGCCAAAGGUUGGGUGGUUCGCCGUAUGGGCCUGCUGGAACUGGUAAAACAGAGUCUGUGAAGGCUCUUGGUUUGCAGCUUGGUCGAUUUACUCUUGUGUUCUGUUGUGAUGAUACAUUUGACUUCCAAGCAAUGGGUAGGAUCUUCCUGGGUAUCUGCCAGGUAGGCGCCUGGGGAUGUUUCGACGAGUUUAAUCGUCUGGAGGAACGAAUCCUAUCUGCAGUAUCACAGCAAAUCCAAAAUAUCCAGAUUGGCCUCAAAAAUAGUGAAGACGAAACCAAAGCCCAGAUUGAUCUUGUAGGGCGUCAACUCCGAGUUAACAUGAACACUGGAAUUUUCAUUACCAUGAAUCCUGGAUACGCAGGCCGUUCAAAUCUGCCGGAUAACUUGAAGAAACUCUUCCGAAGUGUCGCCAUGUCCAAACCCGAUAAAGAGCUCAUUGCAGAAGUUAUGCUCUUUUCUCAAGGUUUCAAGCAAGCAAAGCCACUUUCUAGACAGACCGUACCAUUUUUCGAUCACUGCGCGAGCCGUCUCACAAAACAGGCUCAUUACGAUUUCGGGCUUCGUGCCCUGAAGAGCGUUCUUGUAAGCUCCGGCGGGUUGAAACGUCUACGUCUUGCAAAUUCGAAUGGAAAUAUUGGGCCGGACGAGCACAUUGAGCCUCAAAUUAUUGUUCAGAGUAUUCGGGAGACGAUUGCACCAAAACUCAUUCGAGAAGACGUUGAGACUCUGAUGGAAAUCCAAGCUAACGAUUUCCCUGGCGUUGAAUAUGUCCCCGCUAAUUUCGAGAAACUCACCCAAGCAAUUCGGGAUAUUGCCGCCGAAAAUCAUUUUGUCGCUUCAGACAUCUGGAUCGCGAAAAUUUUACAACUGUACCAGAUCCAGAGCAUUCAUCAUGGUGUGAUGAUGGUAGGAAGCUCAGGAGCUGGAAAGAGUGCGGCAUGGAAGGUUCUCCUGCAAGCUCUGCAGCGCGUCGAAGGCAUCGAAGGCAUUUCUCACAUCAUCGACUCCAAGGUCAUGUCCAAGGAAGUUCUGUACGGAAAUCUUGAUAACACCACACGUGAAUGGACAGACGGUCUCUUCACUGGUAUACUCAGAAAGGUUGUAGAUAAUCUUCGUGGUGAAGACUCCAAACGCCAUUGGAUCGUGUUCGAUGGUGAUGUUGAUCCCGAAUGGGUCGAGAAUCUCAACAGUGUCUUAGACGACAACAAGCUCCUUACCCUACCCAAUGGAGAACGACUCAAUCUACCUCAAAAUGUCAGGGUCAUGUUCGAGGUCGAGAAUCUCAAGUAUGCCACUCUUGCUACUGUCAGUCGUUGUGGUAUGGUAUGGUUUAAUGAUGAUACUGUUACCUCAACCAUGAUGAUUACAAACUAUGUUGAGUCCCUUAAGACGAAGACUUUUGAGGAUUUGGAUGAUGAUAGCGUACCAGCCGGGCAGUCGUCCGCAAAAACUCUGGCAACUCAAGGAGCAGUGGCAACUUUCCUUGGGGAACUCCUACUUAGAGACGAUGUCAUACUCAACGCCCUGCAAGAAGCCAGGAAAUACACCCACAUAAUGCAGUACAGCGAUAUCCGGGCUCUCGGUACCUUGUUUAGCCUGUUAAACAAAGCUUGUCGAAACAUCCUUGAGUACAACAUCCAACAUGUCGAUUUUCCCUUGGACCCCGAACAGGCGGAAUCCUAUAUGUCGAAGAAGCUCCUCCUUGCGCUUGUAUGGUCACUAACUGGCGACUGCCCUCUUGGCGAGCGAAAGACUUUUGGAGAAUAUGUUGUUGCUUUCUCUACCUCAGAUACCCCAAUGUUGGGUGAUUCGGCAUCGCUUAUAGAUUAUGAUGUGUCCCUACCUAAGGCGGAAUGGACCCCUUGGCAGUCUCAGGUUCCCUCAAUCGAGAUCAAUACUCAUUCAGUUACACAGACAGAUGUUAUAAUUCCAACGCUGGAUACAGUUCGCCACGAGGAUGUUCUGUAUUCUUGGCUUGCCGAACAUAAACCACUGCUUCUCUGCGGCCCACCAGGUUCAGGAAAGACCAUGACAUUGUUCUCUGCUCUGAGAAAGCUACCGAACAUGGAGGUUGUCGGGCUCAACUUUUCAAGUGCUACUACACCAGACUUGCUGGUCAAAACCUUCGAGCAGUACUGUGAAUAUAAGAAGACGUUGAAUGGUGUGGUAAUGUCUCCUAGCCAAAUCGGUCGUUGGCUGGUUGUCUUCUGUGACGAAAUCAAUCUUCCUGCACGCGAUCAAUAUGGAACUCAGCGUGCAAUUUCGUUCUUAAGACAGCUUGUUGAGCAGAACGGCUUUUGGCGUACCUCGGAUAAGACCUGGAUCACUCUUGAUAGAAUCCAAUUUGUGGGUGCUUGUAACCCUCCAACGGAUGCAGGACGAACGCCAUUAGGCGAACGAUUCCUUCGACACGCGCCAUUAGUUAUGGUUGACUAUCCUGGAGAGAUUUCCUUAUUACAGAUCUAUGGCACAUUCAACUCUGCAGUGCUCAAGAUUAUCCCCAUGCUCCGAGGAUACUCUGAGGCUCUCACAAAGGCUAUGGUGCAAUUUUAUCUGGAGUCUCAAGCUAGAUUCACUACAAAGAUUCAGCCGCAUUAUGUUUACUCCCCCAGAGAACUUACUCGAUGGGUUCGUGGUGUGUACGAGGCUAUAAAGCCACUCGAAACCUUGUCUAUUGAAGGUCUUGUCCGAAUUUGGGCUCACGAAGCACUCCGACUAUUCCAGGAUCGAUUGGUGGACGAAAGUGAACAACAGUGGACUGCUGAGUCUGUCAAACGGAUUGCUCUGGAACAUUUCCCUAAUAUCGACGAUAAUGCUGCAUUGAGCUCGCCAAUUCUCUUCUCUAACUGGCUUUCAAAGAAUUAUGUUCCAGUGGAACAAGAGCAAUUACGAGACUUUGUCAAGGCACGACUACGAACUUUCUGCGAAGAGGAGGUCGAUGUUCCGCUCGUGCUUUUCAACGAUGUUCUGGAGCACGCUCUCCGCAUUGACAGAGUAUUCCGCCAACCCCAAGGUCAUCUUAUAUUGAUUGGAGUAAGCGGUAGUGGCAAGACUACCUUGUCUAGGUUCGUUGCUUGGAUGAACGGUCUUAAGGUCUUCCAAAUUAAAGUGCAUGGAAAAUAUUCGGGCGAGGACUUUGACGAAGACCUUAGAAGUGUCCUUCGCAGAGCCGGUUGCAAGGGCGAAAAGAUUUGCUUCAUCAUGGACGAAGCGAACGUAUUGGACUCCGGAUUCUUGGAACGAAUGAAUACGCUGCUUGCCAAUGCUGAGGUCCCUGGUUUGUUCGAGGGUGACGAAUUUGCUUCCCUAAUGACCGCAUGUAAAGAGGGCGCACAGCGACAAGGACUCCUCCUGGAUUCACAAGAAGAGCUUUAUAAAUGGUUCACUCAACAAAUUGUCAACAACCUCCAUGUCGUCUUUACGAUGAACCCCCCUGAAGAUGGCUUAUCAUCCAAGGCUGCUACAAGUCCUGCGCUCUUCAACCGAUGUGUUCUCAACUGGAUGGGAGACUGGUCUGACCAAGCUCUGUACCAAGUAGGCUAUGAACUUACGCAAUCAGUCGACCUUGACAAACCCAGCUUCGUUGCCCCGGAUAGCAUACCCGUCGCAUACCGUGCUCUCUCCCUACCCGCCUCUCACCGUGAUACUGUGGUCAACGCUAUGGUCUACGUUCAUUACUCCCUACACAGGUUCAACCAACGCCUACAAAAGCAGCAAGACAGGUCCACCUUCCUUACUCCACGUCACUACCUUGACUUCGUGGCACACUACGUUAAGCUAUUUAAUGAAAAGCGUGAAGACUUAGAAGAGCAGCAAAGACAUCUUAACGUGGGUCUUGAGAAACUUCGAGACACUGUUGACAAAGUACGAGAUUUAAGGGCUAGCUUGGCUCAGAAAAAGAACCAACUUGAAAAGAAGGAUGCUGAAGCGAACGAAAAACUUCAGCGAAUGGUUGCCGACCAACGUGAAGCUGAACAGCGCAAAUCGGCAUCUCUCGAGAUCCAGACAGCAUUGGAGAAACAGGAGAAGGAAGUUGCCAGCCGGAAAGAAAUUGUGCUACACGACCUUGCAAAUGCCGAACCCGCGGUUCUUGAGGCACAAAAGAGUGUCAGCAACAUCAAGAAACAGCAUCUUACUGAAGUUAGGUCAAUGAGCAACCCUCCAGCAGGUGUCAGACUUGCGUUAGAAUCAGUCUGCACCCUUCUUGGACACAAGGUUGAGACCUGGAAAACAAUUCAGGGUAUUGUUCGCAAGGAUGAUUUCAUUGCCAGCAUUGUCAACUAUGAUAAUGAGAGACAAAUGACCCGUCACCUCCGGACCAAGAUGCUGAACGAGUUUCUUUCUAAGGACGAAUUCACAUACGAACGAGUUUACCAUGCUAGCAAGGCUUGUGGACCAUUGGUGCAGUGGGUGCAGGCGCAGGUUAAUUACUCUGCGAUCCUAGACCGUGUUGGACCUCUUAGGGAGGAAGUGGGCCAGCUGGAGGAGCAAGCAUUGCAAACGAAGGCAGAAGCACAGGCCAUUGAGAAUACCAUCAACGAUCUGGAAGCUAGUAUUGCGUCAUACAAGGUGGAAUACGCAGCCCUCAUUAGCGAAACCCAGGCCAUCAAGACCGAAAUGUCUAGGGUUGAAUUCAAGGUUGACAGAAGCGUCCGUCUCCUCGACAGUCUCUCCUCAGAAAGGUCCCGAUGGGAAGAAGGAAGCAAAACAUUCGAAACACAGAUAUCAACUCUUGUUGGUGAUGUUCUUAUUGCGGCUGCGUUCCUUGCCUAUGGUGGUCUCUAUGAUCAACAAUUCAGAAAAGCAAUGGUUGACGACUGGAUGCAUCACUUGUCUCAGUCAAAUAUUGAUCUAAAACCACAUAACCCGGUGACAGAGUACCUUUCAAAUGCAGACGAGAGGCUGUCGUGGCAAGGAAAUUCUCUCCCCGUCGACGAUCUGUGCACAGAAAAUGCCAUAAUUCUCAAACGCUUCAACAGAUACCCCCUUAUCAUUGAUCCUUCUGGUCGUGUCACGGAAUUCUUAGAGAAAGAGAAUAGAGACCGGAAACUCACUGUUACUAGUUUCCUAGACGACUCGUUUGUCAAACAGCUUGAAAGUGCUCUCCGCUUCGGAAACCCUAUACUUAUUCAAGACGCCGAACAUUUGGAUCCGAUUCUCAACCAUGUUCUCAACAAAGAAUACCAGAAAACCGGUGGUCGUGUGCUCAUCCAACUCGGCAAACAGGAAAUUGAUUUCUCGCCAGCCUUCAAGCUCUUCCUUUCUACUCGAGAUCCCUCGGCUUCAUUCCCACCAGAUAUUUGCAGUCGAACAACUUUUGUCAACUUUACUGUCACACAAAGCAGUUUGCAAACGCAGUCUCUUAAUGAGGUGCUGAAGUCUGAACGUCCAGAUGUUGAUGAGCGCCGAACAAACCUUAUAAAGGUGCAAGGUGAAUUCAAGAUCCAUCUUCGUCAAUUAGAGAAGAAGCUGCUCCAGGCAUUGAACGAAUCCCGCGGAAAUAUCCUUGAUGAUGACAAUGUCAUUGAAACUCUGGAGACUCUAAAGAAGGAAGCAUGGGAAAUUUCCAACAAGAUGGUCGAGACUGAAGGUGUGAUGACAGAAGUCGACAAUAUCACGCUGCAAUACGACAUCAUCGCAAGAUCCUGCAGCGCUGUCUUCGCUGUCCUCGAGCAGCUUCACCACCUUAAUCACUUCUAUCAAUUCUCUCUUCAAUAUUUCGUGGAUAUUUUCAACGAUGUCCUCCACAACAACAAGAGACUUGCCCAGGAGCGUGACUAUGCCGCACGAGUUAACAUUAUCUUGCGAGACCUCUUUAUUGCAGCUUUCCAACGUACUUCGCUCGGAUUACUCCAGAAGGACCGUGUCACGUUGGCUGUUCUCCUCGCCCAGGCUUCGCCAUACCCUAUGGAUAAGGGCUUAAUAGACAUGAUACUAGAUACUACCGUCGAAGGCUUUGAUAUAUCUACCGAUAACAGUCUCAGAGAAACAGCAAUGGCAAAGGUCGCCCAGAUGUCAGUUUUCAAGUCGACUUUACCAAACAUCUCGGCAGAACAAUGGGAUUCAUUCCUUUCCGAAGAAUUUGCUGAGAACUUUAUCCCUCAUGUUUGGGAAGAAGGCACAAGCGCUUUUGAUCAACAGCUACGCUCGUUACUCCUUGUCAAACUUCUUCGACUUGACCGCUUCGUUCCUGCAGCUGAACGCUUCGUCGUUACAGUAUUCGGCAAAGAUUUGCUCGACCACGGCGGUGACCUAAAAGAGGUUGUUGAUCAAGUAACGUCAACCACACCAAUCGCCCUUAGUUCUAGUCCAGGGUUUGAUGCAAGUUACAAGGUGGACGGCCUUGUCGAGAGAACGCACAGGAGCUGCGCCAAUAUUGCGAUGGGUUCAAACGAAGGUCUCGAGAGCGCAGACAAGGCGAUUAGCAAUGCAGCAGCAACUGGAAACUGGGUACUUGUCAAGAAUGUCCAUCUUGCCCCAUCUUGGCUUCAAAGCCUUGAAAAGCGUCUCGAAUCACUCAAGCCCCAUAAUGACUUCAGACUGUUUUUGUCCAUGGAGUCAAGUCCCAAGAUACCGGUGAACCUAAUUAGAGCAUCAAGAGUUUUGAUGUAUGAACAACCAGCUGGUGUUCGCGCGAACGUGAAGGAUUCCCUGUCGUCUCUGAGCCUAAGGGCAACGAGCCCACCUGUCGAAAAGGCUCGUCUCUACCUUCUGCUGUCGUUCCUGCAUGCAGUUAUUCAAGAAAGGCUUCGGUAUGCGCCCAGCCUUGGAUGGAAGGGCUUCUGGGAGUUCAAUGAUAGUGACUACGAAUGUUCUGCAUUCAUCAUCGAUACCUGGGUUGCCUCCAUCGCCCAAGGCCGCUCGAACGUCGCCCCACAGAAGAUCCCCUGGGACCUAAUCCGCACGUUGAUCACAGAAACUUACGGCGGCAAGAUCGAUGAUGCCGGGGAUUUCGCACUCCUUGCCAAACUCGUCGACACUUUCCUCACCCCUGCUGCCUUCGAAGACGAUCACAGGCUGAUCCCAGAUGUAGAAAACGACGAAGCUCUUAUUCUACCAACCUCUACCGGCAUCCAGGACUUCCUUGCAUGGGUGAACCGACUGCCAGAGCGAGAGCCGCCUACAUAUCUAGGUCUGCCUGCGAACGCCGAAAAGCUGCUGCUAGUCGGUCACGGCAAAUGCAUGAUCUCAAACCUAUCAAAGGUCACCACGCUCCUUGAUGAGGGUGAGCAACUGAUGGUUGAAACGGCAACCAUUUAG